This is a messenger RNA of Gordionus sp. m RMFG-2023, 2715 nucleotides long. RefSeq names its product alkaline phosphatase-like. Gene Ontology annotation, molecular function: alkaline phosphatase activity. Gene Ontology annotation, biological process: dephosphorylation. Lineage: Eukaryota; Metazoa; Nematomorpha; Gordioida; Chordodea; Parachordodidae. The coding region runs from base 53 to 2014 and encodes 653 amino acids. The record is from RefSeq and is a predicted model, not a curated record. The transcript is spliced from 11 exons.
UUUUCUAAAUAUUUUUUAAAAAAAAUCCAGAAAUUUAAAAAAAGUAGCCAAAAUGUCAGUUUUUUUUAGUGACAGCAAGUAUUUUCCAAAAUGUGCCUUAAUCUUAUUAUUAUCAUUCUUCUUUCAUAUAUUAGGUGAGAUUACGGUUCCAGGAGAAAACGACGCAUUUUGGUACGACAAGGCUUACAAAAGUAUUCAGCGAGCAGAAAUAUUGCGAGGGACACGAUGCGGAAAAGAAAAAUUAUGGCAUAAUUUUAAUUAUAAGGCAAUGGCCAAAAAUGUCAUAUUAUUCGUGGGUGAUGGUAUGGGAAUGACUACCAUAGCCGCUUCUCGUAUACUGAAAGGUCAAAAGAUAAAUAAGACUGGAGAAGAGACUUACUUGAUAUGGGAAAAUUUUCCCAACGUCGCCUUUUCCAGGACUUACAACACUGAUCACCAAGUAUCAGAUUCAGCCGGCACUGCUACAGCUAUUCUUUGCGGAGUUAAAACAAAGAUGAGGGUCAUUGGCAUAAAUGAUUCUUGCACGGUUAGACAAUGUGAUUCGGUUGAGGUUUCAAGGAUUAAAUGUUUAUCGGAUUGGUUCAUCACUCAAGGGAAGUCUGUGGGACUCAUAACCAAUACCCGGAUAACUCAUGCUACUCCUGGUUCACUCUAUGCCAAAUCAGCCGACAGGAAAUUGGAAGGGUACAAAGAUUUUGCAACUUAUAAAGUUAAUAGGACGCCUGAGAUGAUAAAAAAACAAAAUUGCAUGGAUAUUGCUUGGCAAUUAGUUAAUAGAUUUCCAGGGAACGCUUUAAAGGUCCUUAAUAAAGUAAUAAUGGGAGGCGGUUGGAGGAAAUUCUUACUCGAAAACCAAACAUUAAAUGACAUUUACGAUUUGAGCGGUCAUGCUAGGCAAGGAGGUAUGGUAACUGAAGAUGUUCUAGGCGAUAUUGAUAGGUCAGUAAAAAAUAUUUGUCAAGAUCAAGGAGGCUCAGAUAUAAAUAUCAAUUCGGAGAUCUCUAGCAAUAUCAAUUGCACCCCAACAAUGAAUCUACCUCCCCCUCAUUCAACAGAUAAUACGUGUCACGGCUGCGCUGAAACAGGAAAUACUCUUAUAGAUGAAUCGGGGCGGGAAAGGAGAUCGCUUUUCAAGCCUGACAUAGAGAAUACGGGGAAAAUGGCUGGCGAAAGGUUUAUAUUACAGUGUAGGAAGGAUACCAAUUUGAUAAAAGAUUGGAUCAAUUUGAGGAAAUCUAAAGGUGAUAAGUAUAGAUUUGUGGCUGAUAAAUUUCAAUUGAAUGCCGUUUCCGUCCGAGAUACCGAUUACUUGAUGGGCUUAUUUGCCCAUGACCAUUUAACUUACGGAUUGAAGAGAGCUCCAGGAAAUGGAGACAAAGAGCCCACUUUAGCAGAAAUGGUUAUGAAAGCAAUGGACGUGUUGGAAAAUGAUCCCAAUGGUUAUUUUUUGCUUGUAGAAGGAGGAAAGAUAGAUAUAGCUCAUCAUGAAGGGAAAGCUAGAUUGGCAUUAGAAGAAACAGUUUUGUUGGAUGUAGUAGUAGAGAAAGUAUACGCCAGAAUAGCAAAAGAUGAUCAAGAUGCCCCCAACGAGACACUUCUAAUAGUGACCGCUGAUCAUUCACACGUGUUCAAUUUAGGAGGUUAUCCAGUUAGAGGAAACCCCAUAUUCGGAUUCAACAGGGAAUAUCCUGAAAAGCCUUACGAUCUGUCGAAUGUUGAUAAUCUACCUUAUACUUCUCUAGUUUAUGGAAACGGUCCGGGUGGAGUUGACCCUAAAAAGAUGAAGCACAGAGAGGAUUUAACGAACGUGGAUACAGCCGAUCCAGAUUACUUAGCUCAAGCCGCUGUCCCCUUGAUACAAGAAACGCAUGGGGGAGAAGAUGUUCCUAUAUAUGCCACAGGUCCAGGAAGCCACUUAGUCUAUGGAGUGCAAGAACAAAAUUAUAUCGCUCAUUUAAUAGGUUACAGCAGCUGUGUUGGGCCUUACGCUAACGAAAGAUGUAGGAAAUGCUAAAACCUCCCUCAAAAAUUCUGACUCUUUAAUUCUAAUAACACAUUAAAUUUACAAAUUAACACCCCCCCCCCUAUCCUCCUUCAAGAAAAAAAUAACAAGUAAAUUAUUUCUUUAGACCUAAUUUUUAUGAUAAAUUUUAUGCUUCAUUUCUUUUAUAUAACUUAUCUCAUCUCAUUUUAUUAAUUAUUGCAUUUUAACCUUUCAAAUAAUACUUAAUAUCGAAAUAGUAACUCAUAUUUUCUUAUCUUUACCUUCGAUAGAAGUUUUAGUUUUUUUUAAUGCAGCCCAUCAGAAAUAUUAUAUUUUAAUAUUGUGAUUUUUUCAUGUAUGGGUUUGAAUUUUGAUUUGAAACCCAUUCCAACGAUUCAUAUUAUAAAAUUGAAUAUUUUAAUCUUAAUAUUAUUCACCACCUAGCGUAACCACGAAGAUAGAACGUUUAGAGACCAGACACGUACAAAUUUUUCUACCCCCCCCCCCCUCAAAAAAAUUCCCGCAAAUAGUGUUUUUUCGCACUUUUUAAUUAUUUAUCCCAUAACUAUUUUUUUCGUCCGAAAAUUCUUUAUUGAAACUCCUCUCACAAAUAUAUUAAAAUUGGUAGUUAUUUUUCAAAUUAUUCUGGCCAUCAUGACACAUGAGUUAUACAUCAUGUAAAUAUUGUUUUUUGAUAGAAUAUAUUGUAAAUCGUUAUGAACAUGGGUUAA